AUGGGACGCUUGUUGGAGACGUUAAGGACGACGAGUACCGCCGGCCAGUCUAUGGAACUUUUUUCGCAAAAGAAGGAGGCAAAAAGGUCAUGGGCGGAGCAUUUCCUGUACCUAGUCGCGGUAAGUGAUCCACGAGGAGAAGCAGACUCACUGGUACUGGACAAUAUUGUCCAUCACGCUUUGCCUGAUCUCAUGAACGUGAUGCGAGCCAAGUACGACCCCGCAUGGACCGACUACUUAAGACAUGCCGAAGAAUCGACGCACUUUGCGACAUCAAUUGAGCUUGGGUUUAGACCGGUAAUGUGUGAGAUUGUUGCUACACAUGUCGAGGCGUCGUCCAAGCGCAAAGGGUCACGCAAAUGUUUUGGGUGUGGCAAGACGGGACACAUUCAAGCCAAUUGUCGGGGCAAGAGAGAAAUGACCGUUGGCAAAAACACAAAGGCUAGCAAUGCCGACAUGGUUGUUGCAUUUAGCGAAAACAAAUCUCGUAGGCGUGGAUCUUGCGGCGGGAGAAAUGACAAGGCGCCGACCGAGUACGUGAAUAGUGUCGAAGAUGCUGACGAAAGCAAAUCAAACGACUGGACCUUUUUUUUUCUUGGGAAGCGGUUCAAGUAUGCACUUGGUAAUUGA
Molecule: messenger RNA, 630 nt
Organism: Peronospora matthiolae
Lineage: Eukaryota; Oomycota; Peronosporomycetes; Peronosporales; Peronosporaceae
Source: the annotation of a GenBank genome assembly